AUGGCACAGCAGGAUGGGGGAUUAUUCAAAUCUAAACUACUUCAGGAUAUUGUGCUUACUAUUGUUAUUUGUGUGAAGUAUCUUUUAAAUGCAAGUCUUGUUGGUAUGGAUUCUAUUUGUAUCGAGACGGUAUCAUAGAAUAUGGGGUAGGUUCAUUAUAGUUGCUUAAACAGUUGCUAAGCUCCUUAUUAGUAAUUAAAUGGCUCUUAUUGCUAAGAUUAUGAUGAUGAAACACCCUGUAUUUUAUAAUAUAGUAAAUAGACUCUGAAUUUUUAGUGAAAGAAUAUACAAGUCAAACAAAAGAUCUCGAAUAAAAUGCAUAAUAUUCUUUAAUAUCUCAAAGUGGAUUAAACCUUUUAAAAGGAUUAGAUAUCUAUUUUUCAUACUGGUAAGGAAAUAGAGUCUUUGGAGGACCUUUGAUAUGGGCAUAGGCUAAAUUUAAAAGGAUUCAUAGUAUAAUAACCCCACAUCAUAGUGUUACAAUUGCAUUUUCUAUUAUAUAUGGACCGUCAUUCCCUUCCGAUGGGAAGUUUAUAUAUAUGAUUGAAAAUCAUACACCAGUUUCCAAAUCAACUACUAAUCAUUCUAAAACUUAUUCUGAUGGCUCAAAAGAGGAUAAAGUAUAUGAAAGAAUCACUCAUAAUACAAAUACAUUAACAAUCACUUGGGAAUGCUUUGGAACAAAUAAUGAACCAAUAACAGCAUAUUGUGGAUUCUAUAAUUAUUAUAUUGCUGUUCAUAAUUGCAAACCUUAUUGUUUGUAAUGCUCAGAUUAAUCUAAAUGUACUUCUUGGAACAGCACUUAUAAUUCCAAUCUCGUUAAAUUUUCUUAAUCGGAGUGUUAGAUUAACCAAUAUUAUGAUAAAGAGUCUGUGUAAUGUUUAAAUUGCCCUUAAUCUUGUUUAACAUGUACAUCUAAAUUAGAUUGUUAAACAUGUUAAUCAACUUAUACUUAAUCUAAAUUAGGAUGUACUUGCACAAUACAUCAAUAUGAAGAAUCAAAUUAAUGUUUUGAUUGUCCAAUUGAAUGUAAUUAAUGUUUGACUUCUACUUAUUGUAUAGAAUGUUUAAAUAGUAAUAAUAGAGAAUUUUCAAAUGGGCAAUGCAAAUGUAUUGAUGGAUAUUUUUCAAUUGCUUCAAAUCCUUAAUGCUAAUUAUGUAAUAAAUUGUGCAAAACUUGUAUUGGACCAACUUCUGAUGAAUGUUUAACGUGCAAUAAUAUUGCGAACAUUGAAAAAGUAGGAUUAACAUGCAGAUGUCCGGCAGGGAAGNUCCUUUAUAAUGAUAUUCCAAUUAAUUGUGGAAUAUAGUUUAAGCUUAAUAAUACUUAUUAUGGAUCUAUUUAUAGAAAUAACUCUGGACUGCAAACCCAUAAAUUGAAAAUCUCUUCAACAAGGAAUUAUGGAUCGUAUUUAACCUAUUCCUAAAGUAUUGUAUAUGAAUUGGUUGCAUAUGUUGAUAUUCCAAAAUAUGGAUUUCUAUUUUCAGCUAUAGGAAAUUAUACUUAAAUAUCAUUCCUCUAAUUUAGAGAUGGCACAGCAGGAUGGGGGAUUAUUCAAAUCUAAACUACUUCAGGAUAUUGUGCUUACUAUUGUUAUUUGUGUGAAGUAUCUUUUAAAUGCAAGUCUUGUUGGUAUGGAUUCUAUUUGUAUCGAGACGGUAUCAUAGAAUAUGGGGUAGGUUCAUUAUAGUUGCUUAAACAGUUGCUAAGCUCCUUAUUAGUAAUUAAAUGGCUCUUAUUGCUAAGAUUAUGAUGAUGAAACACCCUGUAUUUUAUAAUAUAGUAAAUAGACUCUGAAUUUUUAGUGAAAGAAUAUACAAGUCAAACAAAAGAUCUCGAAUAAAAUGCAUAAUAUUCUUUAAUAUCUCAAAGUGGAUUAAACCUUUUAAAAGGAUUAGAUAUCUAUUUUUCAUACUGGUAAGGAAAUAGAGUCUUUGGAGGACCUUUGAUAUGGGCAUAGGCUAAAUUUAAAAGGAUUCAUAGUAUAAUAACCCCACAUCAUAGUGUUACAAUUGCAUUUUCUAUUAUAUAUGGACCGUCAUUCCCUUCCGAUGGGAAGUUUAUAUAUAUGAUUGAAAAUCAUACACCAGUUUCCAAAUCAACUACUAAUCAUUCUAAAACUUAUUCUGAUGGCUCAAAAGAGGAUAAAGUAUAUGAAAGAAUCACUCAUAAUACAAAUACAUUAACAAUCACUUGGGAAUGCUUUGGAACAAAUAAUGAACCAAUAACAGCAUAUUGUGGAUUCUAUAAUUAUUAUAUUGCUGUUCAUAAUUGCAAACCUUAUUGUUUGUAAUGCUCAGAUUAAUCUAAAUGUACUUCUUGGAACAGCACUUAUAAUUCCAAUCUCGUUAAAUUUUCUUAAUCGGAGUGUUAGAUUAACCAAUAUUAUGAUAAAGAGUCUGUGUAAUGUUUAAAUUGCCCUUAAUCUUGUUUAACAUGUACAUCUAAAUUAGAUUGUUAAACAUGUUAAUCAACUUAUACUUAAUCUAAAUUAGGAUGUACUUGCACAAUACAUCAAUAUGAAGAAUCAAAUUAAUGUUUUGAUUGUCCAAUUGAAUGUAAUUAAUGUUUGACUUCUACUUAUUGUAUAGAAUGUUUAAAUAGUAAUAAUAGAGAAUUUUCAAAUGGGCAAUGCAAAUGUAUUGAUGGAUAUUUUUCAAUUGCUUCAAAUCCUUAAUGCUAAUUAUGUAAUAAAUUGUGCAAAACUUGUAUUGGACCAACUUCUGAUGAAUGUUUAACGUGCAAUAAUAUUGCGAACAUUGAAAAAGUAGGAUUAACAUGCAGAUGUCCGGCAGGGAAGUCUUAUUAAGAUUCUACAGAAGCUUGUUUGUCUUGUCAUUUAUCUUGCUUAACUUGCUUUAGAACAACAAUCGAUGGCUGUUUAGCAUGUGAUUCUACUAUAUACAGAAUUUUAAAAGGGUUAAAAUGUGUUUGUGCACCUGGUUAUUAUGAGUUAAGUAAUAUUUGUACAAGUAUCUUUAAUUAUCAUAUUAUAGAUUGUCCAAUUACAGAAGAUUCUACCCUUAUUUAAUGUUAUAAAUUAUGUAAUAAUAAUUAAUAAAAAUGGCAUACUUUUACUUGUAGUUCUUGUGAUACUGGGUUUCAUUUAGUGUCUGGAGAAUGUCAGCCCAUUUGUGGAGAUUUAUAAAUAAAAGGAUAUGAAUAAUGUGAAGAUAAUAAUACAAUUCUUAAUGAUUUAUGCUUUAAUUGUUAAUAUUAAUGUCCAGCUCAUUGUUUAACUUGUAAUUAAUCAACUACAUUGCCUUGUCCUGAUGUUUGUGGAGAUGGAAUUAUUACAGGAAUUGAAGAAUGUGAGGAUGGAAAUUCUAUUGAAUAUGACGGUUGUUAUAAUUGUAAAUAUUAAUGUUAACCUUAAUGUACAAAGUGUAUAAAAGGAUAAUGUUUUGAGUGUGCAACUGCUGGUUGGUAUAUUGAUCCUACUAUUACUCCUUGAUAAUGCAAAGAAAAAUGUGGAGAUUUACUAAUAGUUGGAAGCGAAUAAUGCGAUGAUGGAAACACUUCUGAUAAAGAUGGUUGCAAAGAUUGUAGGUAUUUCUGUAGAAUUGAUUGUUCUUCUUGUGAUUAUACAACCAAUGAAUGCUUAAGUUGUGAUUUCCCUGGGUUUGUUCCGACUUCUUAUUAUUGUCAAAAUGUAUGUGGAGAUGGUUUAGUCGUAGUAGAUCCUUAUGGAUUCAAUUCAGAGUAAUGUGAGGAUGGUAAUACAAUUAAUUAUGAUGGCUGCAGUAGCACUUGUUAAUUUUAAUGUUAGUCAACAACUAUUUGCACAAGUUGCAAAAGUAAUAGAUGUGAAACAUGCGCCGCUGGAUAUUAUCUUUCUAAUCAAAAAGUAUGUAUAACAAUUUGUGGAGAUUCUCUGUUUGUGGCUGCUGAACAAUGUGAGAGUUCAUUGGUAUUACCAUAUAAGGGUUGUUAAAAUUGUUAAAUAAAAUGUCAAAAUUCUUGCCUCGCUUGUGAUACAACUGGGAAUGGUUGCUUAUCAUGUAAAACUGGUUACAUUAGAAUCAAUUAUUUAUGUUAUUCAAUAUGUGGCGAUAAAUAAUAACCGAAGAUGAAGAAUGUGAUGAUGGCAAUUUAAUUUAUGGAGAUGGAUGUCAUUUCUGUCAAUUUAGUUGCUAGGAUUCCUGUCUCAAUUGUCUAGAAGGAAUCUGCUUUGAUUGUUAAGCAGGUUACCAAUUAAUAUAAUCCAGAUGCUACUCUAAAUGCGGAGAUGGUCUUUUGAAAUAUAAUGAAUAAUGUGAUGUUACUACUUCAUUGUAGAUUUAUAAAAAUUGUUAAUCUUGUGUAUUUAGAUGUGAUAAGAAUUGCUCCUUGUGUUAACUUGGUAUAUGCUAACUAUGCGAAGACGGAUAUGAGUUAUCCUCAAACAAACAAUAUUGUGUUAAAUCUCUAUAGUCUAGUAUUACGAUAAUUGAAAACUGUAGCAUACAAAUUGGGAGCAGUUGUAUUAAAUGUUAAAAUUAUGCUUACUUUGAAAAAACAUUGUAGAAGUGCAAUUUAAAAGUAGCACCUUUAAGUUUCUGUCAAUAUUAACUUAAAUCAUUGUUAAAUAAUUUAAAAGUAAUUAUAUCUCCUAAUUUAUAUUGCAAUCACUGUUUUGAUUACUGUGCAGCUUGUAAUUAAAAUAAUUGUAUAGAUUGUCAAAAUGGGUAUUAUUUAGAUAAAAACUUUUCUUGUAUUUCACAUUGUGGAGAUGGAAUACUCGCACAUGAUGAACAAUGUGAAAUUUAUGAUAAAAAUUGCUUAAGUUGCAUGUUUGAUGCUCCAAAAAAAUGUGAAUUAUAUUUUAAAGAUCAAUGCUUUGAAUGUGAAUAUGGAUUCUAUUUUAAUUAGUAUAAUAAUGCAUGUGAAUCCUAGUGUGGAGAUGGAAUUAUAGUUCACGAUGAAGACUGUGAAGAUAAUAACUAUAUAGAAUUUGAUGGUUGUUAUUAAUGUAAAUAUUCUUGUAGUUAAUUCUGUAUAAAUUGUUUAGAUGGGGUAUGCUAAUAAUGUGAUCAAUAUUAUUUACUUAGGGAUGGAUUUUGUUAUGGUAAACAUAAUCAAAUUGAUUUAUUUAAAGAUUGUUAAUUUAACUUAAAUAGAAAUUGUUUAAUUUGCAAGGAAGGUUAUCAGCUGAAUGAGUAUGGUGAUUGUAUUCCUAAAUGUUCAUAAAGCUGCCUUCAUUGUUAUAAUGGUUAAUGUUAUUAAUGUGAAGAACAAUAUGAACUUAAUUAGAAUAGAUGCUUUUUGAUCUAGUAAUGUUAAUUAGGUUUGUAUUUUAAUUAAGAUUUAUAAAUUUGUUAAUCUUAAUGUGGUGAUGGAUAUAUAACUGAAUGGGAAGAAUGCGAUGAUUAAAACUUAGAAAAAUUUGAUGGUUGCUUUUAGUGCAAAUAUGAAUGUGAUGAUAAUUGUAUUUAAUGUAUAUAUGGAGAAUGUUUUCGAUGUUCUUAAGAAUUUGUUUUAGUUGAAAAUAAAUGCUUAUCAAAAUGUUAAGACAUUUGUCUUAAUUGUACCUAAGGAGCAUGUUAAUUAUGCAUUGGUGGUUAUUUCUUGAAUGAAUAUUCUAUUUGUAUCAAAAUUGACUGUGAAUAUGAUUUCAGUUGUACUUCAUACUGCGGAAAUGGCAUUAUAGACGAUAUGGAAUAGUGUGAUGAUCAAAAUCUAUUUAAUGAUGAUGGUUGUAACAAUUAUUGUGAAUAAACUUGUGAUGUUAAUUGCACACGUUGUAUUGAUGGUGUGUGCUUUGAGUGUAAAGAAGGUUGGAAAUUAGAUUCAUUCUUUUGUGAUCCGAUUUGUGGAGAUUUAAUUGUUGUUGGAAAUGAAGAAUGCGAUGAUGGUAAUUAGAUUAGUGUUGAUGGGUGCUUUUUAUGUAAAUUAUAAUGUACUCAAAACUGUGAAAAUUGUUUGUAUGGAAUUUGUCAAGCUUGUUAGCAAGAUUAUGAGUUUGAUUCAUUAAAUAAUUUAUGUAGACCAAUUCAACCCUUACUUACAAGUUAAAAUUGUCAAUUAUUAAAUAAUAACUAAUGUAUUGAUUGUUAAUUUGGAUAUCUUGAUUAGAUUACCAGCACUUGCAUAAUUGAUUAUAAUAUGAACAAAUGCUUUAAGUAUUGUAAAGAGUGUGUACUUUCGAAAUGCUUAGAAUGUGAAUUUGGUUAUUAUGGAAACAAUUGUAUGCCUAAAUGUGGAGAUGGUAUAAUAGUCUAAGAGGAGGAAUGCGAUGAUGGAAGUGAAUACUAAUUAGAUACUUGCUUAAAUUGUUAAUACUAAUGUCCUCAAUAUUGUUAGUCGUGUGGUUAUGGCAUUUGUACUAAUUGCUUUUCAGGGUUCUAUUUGGAUAUUGUAAGUAAUUCAUGCAAUUCUGUAUGCGGUGAUUAAAUCCUGACAAGUGAUGAAGUUUGUGAUGAUGGCAAUCAAUUGGAAUUUGAUGGUUGUUUCUAGUGUAAAUUUUAAUGUCAAAUUGAGUGUUUAGAUUGUUUUUUUGGAUAGUGUAUGUAAUGUGAAUCACCAUUUAUACUUUAUGAAUCAACAGGCUAUUGUCAUAAACUAAAAUCAUGUGAAGAUUUAAUAGGACUAUAUUAUGAUAAAUAAAGUAAUGAUUGCUUGCCAUAAUGUGGGGACGGUAUUGUUGCAGGUAAUGAAGAGUGUGAUGAUGAAAAUAAUGUUCCUUAAGAUGGAUGCUAUGAAUGCAAAUUUUAAUGCACAAAAUAUUGCCAAGUAUGCAAAGAUGGUAUAUGCUUUAUGUGCGAUAAAGAUUAUAAUUUAGAUAAUAAUGAAUGUAUUUUAUAUAAAGAAUAAGAUGAUCUUAAUACUAGCAUUAAUAAAGAAACCUAAUAUAAUGAUAAGAGCAGUAACAAUACAAGUGGUAAUAGUAAAAGCGGUAACAAUACAAGUAGUAACAGUAAAAGCGGUAACAAUGCAAGUAGUUACUAUACAAGUAUCUAUGGUUAAAAUCCAGAAAUUUCGUCAUUAAGUGAAAAUUUAAUAUGUCGUGAAAAUGAAUGCGCAUACUCUAAAAAACCCAGCAUGAUUCUUGCUUAUAAAUUGCAAUCCUUUGCUCUUUAGUAUGUUGAAAUUACAUUUGAUUAAGAAGUCAAAUUUAGUGAUUAUUUUGAAAAAGACAGAAAUCUAUUUGACCUGAGCAUAAUUGAUUUAGAUUCCUAGUAUUAUAAUAUCACGAUCAAUUCAAUUAAAGAUAUCUCAUUUGAUCUUCAAAAUGCUUCGUACUCGGUUUAAAAUGAAAUACUAUUAUAACUUUAGACAAAACCAGUUCUUCUAGUUUAGUUGAAUCAAGAAAUUGUUAACUCAAACGAUUAAUCAUUUUCUUCGCCUAAUUAAUCAAUUACUAUAUAAGCCCCAAAAAUAAUCUCAAAAUAAUUAAAAUAAGUAACUGUUUAUGCUUAAUAAUCCAAUAAAGCAUUUGUGAUUGGAGCAAUAUCUAUUUGUGUAAUUUCUUUAGUUUCUGGUGAUAGUUCUUUUGUUGUUGA
Molecule: messenger RNA, 7482 nt
Organism: Paramecium octaurelia
Lineage: Eukaryota; Ciliophora; Oligohymenophorea; Peniculida; Parameciidae
Source: the annotation of a GenBank genome assembly